Pipistrellus nathusii (Nathusius's pipistrelle) is the source of this 1845-nucleotide messenger RNA. NCBI's taxonomy places the organism in Eukaryota, Metazoa, Chordata, Mammalia, Chiroptera, Vespertilionidae. The record is from the annotation of a GenBank genome assembly.
AUGGACGGGAAAGCGACAGUCCACCAGGACGUGCCUCCUGUGCUCACCUGGGUCCCCGAGGAGGGAGAGAAGCUGGACCAGGAAGGCGAGGGCCAGGUGAAGGAUCGGGGCCAAUGGACCAACAAGAUGGAGUUUGUGCUGUCAGUGGCCGGGGAGAUCAUUGGGCUGGGCAAUGUCUGGAGGUUUCCUUAUCUCUGCUACAAAAACGGAGGUGGAGCCUUCUUCAUCCCCUAUUUCAUCUUCUUCUUCACUUGUGGUAUCCCGCUGUUCUUCUUGGAGGUGGCAUUGGGCCAGUACACCAGCCAAGGGAGCGUCACAGCCUGGAGGAAGAUCUGUCCCCUUCUCCAAGGCAUUGGUUUGGCAUCUGUGGUCAUUGAGUCCUAUUUGAAUGUCUACUACAUCAUCAUUCUCGCCUGGGCCCUCUUCUAUCUGUUCAGCUCCUUCACCUCUGAGCUGCCCUGGACAACCUGUACCAAUACCUGGAACACAGAGCACUGCAUGGACUUUCUGAACCACUCAGGAGCCAACACAGUGACAACCUCUGAGAACUUCACCUCACCUGUCAUAGAAUUUUGGGAGAGACGUGUUCUGGGCAUCUCUGCAGGCAUCCAUGACCUGGGAGCCCUGCGUUGGGAACUGGCCCUGUGCCUCCUGCUUGCCUGGAUCAUCUGCUACUUCUGCAUCUGGAAGGGGGUCAAGACCACAGGCAAGGUUGUUUAUUUCACAGCCACGUUCCCCUACCUGAUGCUGAUCAUCCUAUUGAUUCGAGGCGUCACGCUUCCCGGAGCCUACGAGGGCAUCAUCUACUACCUGAAGCCGGAUUUGUCUCGCCUGAAGGACCCCCAGGUGUGGAUGGACGCGGGCACCCAGAUCUUCUUCUCCUUUGCCAUCUGUCAGGGGUGCCUGACAGCCCUGGGCAGCUACAACAAGUACCACAACAACUGCUACAGGGACUGCAUUGCCCUCUGCUUCCUGAACAGUGCCACCAGCUUUGUGGCUGGAUUUGUGGUCUUCUCCAUCCUGGGCUUCAUGUCCCAAGAGCAGGCGGUGCCCAUCUCUGAAGUGGCGGAGUCCGGUCCUGGUCUGGCCUUCAUUGCAUUCCCUAAGGCUGUGACUAUGAUGCCCUUAUCCCAGCUGUGGUCCUGCCUUUUCUUCAUCAUGCUCAUCUUCCUAGGGCUGGACAGCCAGUUUGUCUGUGUGGAGUGCCUGGUGACAGCUUCCGUGGACAUGUUCCCCAGGCAGCUCCGGAGGAGCGGGCGGCGAGAGCUCCUCAUCCUUGGCAUUUCCAUCCUGUGCUACCUGAUAGGGCUCCUCCUGGUCACCGAGGGUGGGAUGUACGUCUUCCAGUUGUUUGAUUAUUAUGCUUCCAGCGGCAUAUGCCUGCUUUUCCUCGCAAUGUCGGAAGUAAUCUGCAUCAGCUGGGUGUAUGGGGCAGACCGUUUCUAUGACAACAUUGAGGACAUGAUUGGCUACCGGCCAUGGCCCCUGGUAAAGAUCUCCUGGCUCAUCCUGACCCCUGGACUUUGCCUGGCCACGUUCUUCUUCUCCUUGAGCAAGUACACACCUCUCAAAUACAACAACAUCUAUGUGUACCCUCCCUGGGGAUACUCCAUUGGCUGGUUCCUGGCUCUCUCCUCCAUGGUCUGCGUCCCACUCUUCAUCAUCAUUACCCUCCUGAAGACCCAGGGUACCUUCAAGAAGCGCUUGCGACAGCUCAUCACCCCUGACCCCAGCCUGCCACAGCCCAAGCAACACCUGUAUCUGGAUGGUGGCACCAGCCAGGACUGUGGACCCUCCCCAGUGAAGAAGGGACUGAUAGUCGGGGAGAAAGAGACCUACUUAUAG